AUGACAGAUGUUGGUGAACUUAGUUGGUGUCUUGGCGUGAGAAUAAAGCGAAACAGGAAACAAGGGACCAUUAGUAUUGAUAAAAGAAAAUAUGCAGCAAACAUACUCAAGAAAUUUGGCAUGGAACAUUGUAAUCCGUUUGCAUAUCCAUUUGAAUCUGAUUCAAAGCUGCAAAAAUGUGAAAAUAAAUUGACAGAUGAAGAAAACCUUGUGUUGCAUCGCAUUCCUUAUCAGCAAGCCGUAGGAUCACUACUGUACUUAGCUCAAAGCACAAGACCGGACAUUGCAUAUGCUGUGGGGGUUCUAAGCAGAUUCAAUUCUAAUUAUCGGAACAUCCACUGGGAAGCGGUCAAACGAAUUAUACGAUACAUUAAAGGCACAGUCAACGUAGGACUAACUUUCCGAAAAAGUGGAACAACUGAAAUUGAAGGCUUCUGUGAUGCUGAUUAUGCAUCAGACCUCCAUCAGCGGCUAUCGACGGUUAUACCUUCAAGUUAG
Messenger RNA from Schistocerca americana (American grasshopper), 498 nucleotides. RefSeq names its product secreted RxLR effector protein 161-like. The record is from RefSeq and is a predicted model, not a curated record. Bases 1 to 498 code for a protein of 165 amino acids. NCBI's taxonomy places the organism in Eukaryota, Metazoa, Arthropoda, Insecta, Orthoptera, Acrididae. The transcript has a single exon.